AUCGCAUCAAUUUCCGCUGCUGGAUGUGAUCAUGUGAGGUUCGACGGGUGCUGGCUUCCCAUGGAUUCCGAUUGAAACUAAUAUUUAAAUAAUUUGCUAUAUCGAUGAUGUGUUUGUUAUACAAAUUAGCACAAGGAUCCUCUCGUCCUUGUGGUGUCGGUGGAGCGCAUCGGCAUUUGAAGUUGGCGAAGACUUGACCACCUUAACGCUCAGCGGUGAUGACAUAAAUAUUUUUCUUCGCCUAGCUUAUGUGUAGGUGCGAUGAUAAACGCCCGGCCAGCCACAAGCGUACAUAAAAGGUAACGAGAUUUUGUAGCGAGCCGCGGUAUAUUCGCAUGAUCAGUUUUUCGCUGACUACCGAACGGACACCACGUACGGUGGCGCCGAUAGUAUUGACCCAGUGUUGGUUGUUUGCCAAGAAGGUGUUGCUGCAAUGAUGUGGCUUCGAAACUGCAUCGUAGCGUUAGUGCUGUGUUUGGCCGUUGUUGGUUUGGCCAAGGCUGAACGAUCCUUCACGAUCGACUAUGAGCGGGACACGUUCGUGAUGGACGGUAAGGACUUCCGGUACGUAGCGGGCUCGUUCCACUACUUCCGUGCGUUACCCGAAACGUGGCGUACGAAGCUGCGCACGUUGCGUGCCGGUGGGUUGAAUGCGGUCGAUCUGUACGUACAGUGGUCGCUGCACAAUCCCCGCGAUGGAGUGUACAACUGGGAAGGCAUCGCGAACGUGACCGACAUUAUUGAGGCUGCCAUUGAGGAGGAUCUGUACGUGAUCCUCCGUCCAGGCCCAUACAUCUGUGCCGAAAUCGAUAACGGUGGUCUACCGUACUGGCUGUUCAAUAAGUACCCGGGCAUUGCCGUGCGUACCAGCGACGCCAACUACAUGGAGGAGGUUCGCAAGUGGUACGGCGAGCUGAUGAGUCGUAUGGCACCGUACAUGUACGGCAACGGUGGACCGAUCAUUAUGGUGCAGAUCGAAAAUGAAUAUGGUGCGUUCGGCAAGUGCGACAAGCCGUACCUCAACUUCCUGAAGCAGGAAACCGAACGUUACGUACAGGACAGAGCGGUGCUGUUCACGGUCGAUCGUCCCUAUGACGAUGAGAUCGGCUGUGGCCAGAUUGACGGUGUGUUCAUCACGACCGACUUUGGACUGAUGACGGAUGAGGAGGUCGACACACACGCAGCAAAGGUGCGCUCGUACCAACCGAAGGGACCGCUGGUCAACACCGAAUUCUACACCGGCUGGCUUACGCACUGGCAGGAAUCGAACCAGCGCCGUCCGGCACAGCCACUUGCCGCUACCCUGCGCAAGAUGUUGCGCGAUGGGUGGAACGUUGAUUUCUACAUGUACUUCGGUGGCACCAACUUUGGGUUCUGGGCUGGCGCUAACGAUUGGGGGCUGGGCAAGUACAUGGCGGAUAUUACCUCCUACGAUUACGAUGCGCCCAUGGAUGAAGCCGGAGAUCCUACGAUGAAGUACACCAUCUUCCGGGAUAUAAUUGGAGAGUACCUACCGCUAGCUGUCAUGCCGAUUCCGGAUCCCGCACCCAAGAUGACACUUGAAGCCAUCCCGCUUACCGUGGUUGAUUCGAUCCUUUCCGAGCGUGGACGUUCGAUGCUCGGCGUCGAGGCAUCCAACAAGGAUGGACGUCUGCUCACGUUCGAAGAGCUCAACCAGAACUCCGGUUUCGUGCUGUACGAAACGACUCUGCCGAAGCUGACACGUGAUCCCAAUAGGCUCACUAUCAACGGCUUGCACGAUAGGGCACAAGUUUAUUUGGACCAGUUCCUCGCCGGUACGUUGGCUAGAGAGAACGCUAUCGAUACGCUUCCCAUUACGGCUGGUUACGGUUCGGAGUUGGCUAUUCUUGUUGAGAACCAGGGACGCAUCAACUUCGACAUCCUCGACGACUAUAAGGGUAUUCUGGGCAAUGUCACCAUUCAAACGUUUGCCGAACCGUACACGAUGGAGCUGGAACAGUGGAAAGUCACCGGGUUUGCGUUCGAUGAUUACAGCAAGGUGCAACAAUUCAUCGAUACCGUUUCCGGUGGUACCGGGGCGAACAAUCGCGGAAUGGCCGUACAUGGACCGAUCGUGUUGAAGGCUGUCUUUGACAUUCCGGCUUCCGAAAUCCAGGACACCUACAUCAACAUGGACGGGUGGGGCAAGGGCUUUAUAUUCAUCAACGGCUUCAAUCUGGGACGCUACUGGCCAGUUGUUGGACCGCAGGUUACGACUUACCUGCCGAAGGAGCUGCUCAAGCCAACCGGCAACACCAUCGUGGUGGUCGAACAGCAAAAGGUGCCCUCCGAUCGGAUGCUGCACUUCUCCGCAACGGCAAUCCUCGACGAAGCGUAAUCCGUGGAAAAAUUAUCAUUUCCUGGCGAAUAAUCGAAAAUAAUAAGCAUUUUUGAAUAAAAUCAUUCCAACCUUAGUACAAGA
Anopheles stephensi (Asian malaria mosquito) is the source of this 2443-nucleotide messenger RNA. Its product is annotated as beta-galactosidase-like. The record is from RefSeq and is a predicted model, not a curated record. Bases 434 to 2359 code for a protein of 641 amino acids. The transcript is spliced from 7 exons. Gene Ontology annotation, biological process: carbohydrate metabolic process. Gene Ontology annotation, cellular component: vacuole. Lineage: Eukaryota; Metazoa; Arthropoda; Insecta; Diptera; Culicidae. Gene Ontology annotation, molecular function: beta-galactosidase activity.